Cyprinodon variegatus (sheepshead minnow) is the source of this 2264-nucleotide messenger RNA. It is a transcript of the gene calcoco1b, whose product is annotated as calcium binding and coiled-coil domain 1. The coding region runs from base 601 to 2253 and encodes 550 amino acids. The transcript is spliced from 13 exons. NCBI's taxonomy places the organism in Eukaryota, Metazoa, Chordata, Actinopteri, Cyprinodontiformes, Cyprinodontidae. The record is from RefSeq and is a predicted model, not a curated record.
AUUAAAAAGUUCAUCUCAUAUUUUUGUUCUAAUAAGGCCAACAUUUUUUUUUUCUUUUUGAGUUUUAUUUCUUGGAGCGUUUGGUGCAGCUGCACUGCCAUCUAGUGGUCAAAGUGGGAACUUUAUUCUAACACAGUCAAAAUAAUAUAGAACUGCCUUUCCCAGAAUAUGACUCUGUAAAAUAAUGAAUAUGCUUAAAAAGAGCAAGAAUUUACGACCCAUAAAUAUUUUGAAAAAAAUAUAUUACCAUUUUAUGAAUCUUGCUAGUUUUAUUAUUGGUUAUAACACUUUUUCCACAGUAUUUCAACAUGGCCAUACUUCAAGUGGCACAUGCUCAGAAAAUAUCUUUUUCUGGGAUUUGAAGUUUGGAAAGCAGCUUUACCCCCUUGCAAGCAAUGCACUCAUACUACUACAUCUCCCAUAAUUCCCUUGGGACUCUAAAGUUUAUGUGGGCUCCUCAUGGUCCAGGGGAUGUUGUGAAACUCCUGCACCUGACAGAAUUGCUCAGCACUUCUUCCACACUGAUGCCCAGCCUGGUCUCUUAUGAGAAGUGGAAAGAAUUUUUAUUUUUAACAGAUUAAGUGAAGCUUCCCAUUACUCAUGGAGAAACAGCCCUCAGUGGUGUUUCGAAAUGUGGGACAGUUGUACUUCCCCCAAACCAGGCUGGAGUGCCACUACAGUCUGACAUCAGAGCAUCAGUGGAGCAGCAGUGAUUGGAUAGGGAUUUUCAAGAUGGGUUGGUCUUCAGUCAAACAGUAUCACACCUAUACGUGGGCUUUGGUCCCUGAUGGAUACACAGAGGGAACCAGCGUUGACUACUGGGCAGUUUUCCAGGCAUCGUACUUGCCUCGCCCUAGUGAUGUGGAGUACCAGUUUGUUUACCUGGACAGCGUGGGAAAGAUAUGUGCUCGCAGCCGUCCGUUCACUUUUUGUGCCCCUCAGCCGCUGGAGGAGCUGGAGACUCUGAAAGAAGAACAAGACGAGGAGGAUGGAGAAGAAGAGGAGCUGCUCCUGGUCAUCCCCAGGGCUCAGCUGCUGCAGAGUCGACUAGCGCAGAGCCUCAAACAGCAGGAGGAUUUACUGCGAGCUCUGGAAGAAGCCAAGAAGGAGGUUGAGUGUGAAAAAGAAACCAGCAAAAGAGCAAGAAUUGAGUGGGAGAGGGAAAGAGAGGCAAUGAGGGAGGAGAUCACUGAACUCAGAGACAACCUGAGACAGAGCUGCCAGAUCCUAAAGAGGCUGGAAGAGAGACACAAGGAUGAGACGAGCAGUCAGGAACUUCAGAGCUCUGAACUGAGAAAACUUGAGGCUGAAAAGGCAGAGAAGCAGCAGCAAGUCCUCGACCUGCAGGAUGAAAUUAGGAUUCUGUCUGACAGAGAAGAUCAAGGAAACAUGGAGCUGCAAAGGCUGAAAGAACGAGUGAAGAAAAUGUCAACCCAGAGGAAACACGAUGAGGAAAAAAGAAAAUCCCUGCAGGUGGAGAUUGAUGCUUUGGCUGCAGAAGUGCGAGGGCUGCAGGAACAUCUGGAAGCCAGCGACCACGUAGCUGAGAACCUACGCAAACAGCUUCAAGACCUUGGCAUCCAGCGGAGUCACACCCACACUGAGCUGCACCAAGCCCGGCUGCAGGUGGCGAAGCUUACCCUGCAGCUGUCAGACCAAGACCUGGCCCUCAGAGAGGAGCGGGCCACCUGGGUCCUCGAAAGGGAGGCUUUUAAGCAUGCAGCAGAGAUGGAUAAGAAGAAACUACAGGAUCUGAGCUGUGAGCUUCAAAGAAAGGAGGAAUGGCUCCAGGAGGAGAGGGCAGAACGAGACCAACUGGAGGCAGAGCUUGGGAGGGAAAAAGUGCAUUUGAGCGACGCCAAGCGGGAGCUGCAGGAGCUGAAAGCCUCUCUGAGGAAGGUCCAGAAAGGCAGAGAGCUGGAAGAACUUCACAAGCAGGAGUUGGUGAAUUGCCUUCAUCAGCUGGAGAUAAAGCUCGGGAUCGGACAAGAAAUGAGAUCAAACAUCAGAACUGCUGAUUGCAUCUCUCCUGGUUCUGAGAAAGAGGAGCUUUCUUCAUCAGCUGCCCUGAGAUCAGCUUGUUCAUCUUUCGCCCCGGAGGAGAGCCAUUACUCUGAGAUCCCAGCUGAGACUCUCAGCCAAAGUGACGAGUCACCAGCUGACUCCCAGGUGGAAGAAAUGGAAAUCAGGACAACUGAAGGAGAAGGGAAGCAGCUAAUCCUGCCUGAACCCAUUAACCCCACCCUGAGGUGACAAGGCUCCAG